Molecule: messenger RNA, 1150 nt
Organism: Helianthus annuus (common sunflower)
Lineage: Eukaryota; Viridiplantae; Streptophyta; Magnoliopsida; Asterales; Asteraceae
Product: bidirectional sugar transporter SWEET9
Exons: 6
Coding region: 78-971 (297 amino acids)
Biological process (GO): carbohydrate transport
Cellular component (GO): membrane
Molecular function (GO): sugar transmembrane transporter activity
Source: RefSeq, a predicted model, not a curated record
CACCACAUGUGAUCAGGUAGCAUUUGUUAAACAACAAUUACUUUGUGAAAGAGGAGGUUAGCAACCAGUUAAUAAAGAUGAUUAGGAACUUGGCUAAUCUCACUCUUGCAUUUGGCCUCCUUGGCAACUUUGUUUCAUUUAUGGUCUUGAUUUCUCCACUACCAACAUUCUACAAGGUGUACAAGAAGAAAUCAACCGAAGGGUUUCAGUCAGUGUCAUACGUGGUUGCCUUGUUCAAUGCGAUGCUAUGGAUAUAUUAUGCAUUGCUCAAGACCAAUGCCAUGCUUAUCAUCAUCAUUAACUCUGUUGGAUGCGUUGUUCAAACUUGCUACAUUUGCUUCUUUCUCUUUUACGCCCAAAAGAAGGCUAGAAUGGAGAUCAUGAAGUUAAUUGUGUCGUUGAAUGUAGUUGGGUUCGGAUUAAUAGUUGUCCUCACUAAGUUUCUUGUUAGUGAUGUUAAUCGCGGCAUUAUAGUUGGAUGGCUUUGCCUUGUGUUUUCUGUAUGUGUUUUUCUAGCACCUUUGGGAGUUCUGAGGCAAGUGAUUAAAACAAAGAGUGUCGAGUUCAUGCCGUUGCUAUUAUCCGUUGCGCUUACUAUUAGUGCUAUUAUCUGGUUCUUUUAUGGUCUUCUCCUCCAUGAUGUCAAUAUUGCGAUUCCAAAUAUACUUGGAUUCACAUUUGGUAUUGUUCAACUGAUCCUAUACUUCAUAUACAAGAACAAAAAGCCAGUUAUUGCUAAAAAGAUGGUUGAUUUUGAAGAGAAAAUCUGCGAAAUAGAAAAGGAAAAGAUCCCAGAGCCAGAAGAGCAUAACACAAUCAACGUUGUGCAACUGAGUGCUUUAAUCUGUUCCGAUAUUCUUCCAGUCGUUGCAGCAUUAAACAAAAUAGGACACGAAGAGGAUUGUGCGACAGUUGGAACUCUACCAGCUGGACGAUUUGAACCAAAUCACUACAUUGAAGUUUCAGCAUGAAAACACACAUCAUGUGAUUUGGAGUCACAAAAAAAAAAAAAAAAAAUUGAAUCUACUGCUGGUUCUAUAUUGAACUUGAUUAAAGCGUGCCUUCUCUAUUAAUAUGUCGUCUUUGCUUUCAAGAAUUUUACCAUCUAAUGUUAUAUGUCUUUUUAAUUCUAUAUGAAAAAUAAUGUUAU